This is a messenger RNA of Chlamydomonas reinhardtii, 3837 nucleotides long. RefSeq lists its product as uncharacterized. Gene Ontology annotation, biological process: sodium ion transport; proton transmembrane transport; regulation of pH. The transcript is spliced from 14 exons. Gene Ontology annotation, molecular function: sodium:proton antiporter activity. The record is from RefSeq and is a predicted model, not a curated record. Gene Ontology annotation, cellular component: membrane. NCBI's taxonomy places the organism in Eukaryota, Viridiplantae, Chlorophyta, Chlorophyceae, Chlamydomonadales, Chlamydomonadaceae. Bases 265 to 3495 code for a protein of 1076 amino acids.
CGUACAAAACAAACAUUAUUUUGUAAGCAGGCUUGCACAGGGGCCGCAGGAAACAUCUCGACGAGCUGCUGUUCUGCUUGCCGCCCUCCAGCGCCGACUACACAAACUGCCUGAAAUCCGGUGCGGAGUCCUGGAUCCAAUGCAUAGAGCUUAGUCGGCUGUCGAGGGGUCGGACACGGGACCUUCGAGCCGGCGCGUCGUGCAGCGCCCCUGCCGGCGAGCCUCAGUGUUGCCUUGGCGUGGGCGGCAGCUCGGCGGCACGUCAUGUCGGAGGCGGGUGGCGGCGGGGCGGGGCCCGGGGGGUUGGAGGCGGGCACCAGCACGGAGGCCGACCUGCAGCUGGCGGGGAUGAGCACAGGCGUGUUGGUGCUGCUGGCGGCGCUGUGGAGCCUGUUCGGGCACCAGCUCAGCGCGCGCUCCCGCUACCUGAACGAGUCCGGCACCGCCUGCCUGCUGGGGCUGGCGGCGGGGGUGGGGCUGCUGGCCUGCCGCAACCGCGCCACCGCGGGCCUGGUGGACGGGCUGCUGCGCUUCAACAGCGCCGCGUUCUUCACCUACCUGCUCCCUCCCGUCAUCUUCUACGCGGGGUUGUCAGUGGAGCGGCGGCUGUUCUUCUCCAACCUGCCCUCCAUCCUCAGUUUCGGUGUGCUGGGCACGUUCGUGUCGUUCGUGCUGAUCAGUGCGGCGCUGUACAGCCUGGCUGGCACCACCUUCGGACUCACGGCGCAGGACUGCCUGGCGCUGGGUGCGGUGUUUGCCGCCACCGACUCGGUGGCUGUGCUGGGGCUGCUCAGCCCGCGCUCGCAGCCGCAGCUGUUCAGCCUGGUGUUCGGGGAGGGCAUCGUCAACGACGCCACCAGUGUGGUGCUGCUGGGGGCGCUGCAGCGGGUGGCGAGGCACAGGUCGGGUGAUGCGGGCGAGUCGGUGCUGCUGCUGGCGUGGCGCCUGCUCACCAGCUUCAUCUACCUGCUGGCCACCAGCACCUGCCUGGGUGUGGCGGCGGGCGCGGGCGUGGCGGCACUGCUGCGGAGCCGCAUCGCCACACAGGGCGCACACCACGAGGUGGCGCUGGUGGGCCUGCUGUCGUACCUGGCCUACCUAGGCGCCGAGGUGCUGGGCCUCUCAUCCAUCCUCACUCUUUUCUGCUGCGGCGCCGCCGUGUCACACUUUGCGCUGCGCGGCACGCCCGCCGCCGCCGCCGCCGAGGCCAGCCGCCACGGCAGCUCCAAUCACCUGCUUGCACUGGCGGGCGAUGGAAGCAGUACGGACAAUGGCGGCGGCGGCGGCACGGCAGCGGCGGCGGCGGGGUCACCUGCCGGGGGCCCGAGGACGGAGCACGGGCGUGUGGAGGACGUGUCUUUGAGAGGAGGCAUAGCCAGCGCACCCAGCGGCUCCAAGCCGGCUGUAGCAGGCACGGCAGGCGCGAGCGCGGGCGGAGUGGCUGUAGCAGGACAGGGCAGUAGCGGCAGUGGUGACCUUGAUCCACUGCCCUCCAUUGACAGCGACUGGAUGCGGUCGCGCAACAGCCACGGUGGCGGCGGCGUCGCCGCCGCCGCGGCUUCCGGAGGUCACGACGCCAACCACCACAACCACCAUCACGACGGCAGUGACGGCGGCGCCGACGGCGAGCGCAGCCGACUGUUGCAAGCCCUGGCGGCGCCGGCGCAGCGGCUGGCGGCGCGGGCUUUUGGCGGUGCCGUCGUCGUCGGCGGCGGUGGCGGGGUCACUAACAGCUGCAUGAGUCAUUCCGGCGCGGCGGCGACGCUGGCUGCGUUUCAUUCUCUUGCCUACGUGUCUGAGGGCUUGAUAUUCAUCUACGUGGGCAUGGAUUCACUGGACCCACUGCGUUGGGCGGCCUCUUACCCCGGCGAGGUCAUUUGGCUGGUGGGGGUGCUGCUGCUGUUCCUGCUGGCCGCCCGCGCCGCCUCCGUUGUGCCGCUGUCCAUGCUGCACAACCUGUACGCGCCUGAGCGGCAGCGGCUGAGCGGCAGGGACAUGCUCAUCAUCUGGUGGUCUGGCCUCAUGCGCGGCGCCGUGUCAGUGGCACUGGUCUACCUCAACUUCGACACCGGAGACGGCUCGCCCGCGCCCACCGCAUCAGUCAUCGUGCCGCGCCGCCCCGGCGGCGGCGUGGCCGCCGCCAGCGGAGCCGCCGCCGCCGCCGCGGCAGCCGCCGCCGGCGCCCUCCGCCGCCACGUCAACGUCACCGCCGCCCCUGCCUCUUCCGGCAGCGACCACCACCACCACCACCUGCUUCGCCGCAUGAGUCGGAGCAUGCUGGCGGCGGCAGCGGAAGCCGCCGCCGCCGCCAGUGGCGGCGGCGCAUCCCCGCCGCCGCCAACCGCCGCCCUGGGCGACGCUGAGGCGGCGGUGGCGGGCGGCCUAACCGUCGCCUCUACCUCUGUGGAUCCUUUAACCGCCACUGCAUCGGUAGCGGCGGCGAUGGCGGAGGAGCGGUGGAUGAGCGAGCGGCAGCACGCCACGUUGAUUGUGUCGACGCUGCUGUGUGUGGUGAUGACGGUGCUGGUGGUGGCGACGCUGACCAAGCCGCUGCUGCAGGCGGCCCUGGAGGCGGACCCGCGCAAGCCGCCGCUGAGGGUGCUGCGCGAGGCGCUGUUUGACCCCUGGGUGGACGCCACCUGGCACCUGCAGCGGCUGCAGGCCACCCUGGACAGGUCCUACCGCCGUCUGGUGGACGUGAGUGUGGGCGGCGGCGGCGGAUUCGGUAGCAGCAGCGGUGGCGGAUUCCACAUCGGCGGAUUCCAUAUUGGCGGCUACGGCAGCGCCAGGACACACGAGCAAGAACAGGAGCAGGCCGGCAAGCAGGGUGCAGCCGCCGCCGCCGGCGCCGCUGGCAGCAGCAGCCGACUCACGCCGCCGCCGUCGCCGCCGCAGUCAGCCAUCCGGGGUCGCGGUGGGACCACCACCAUCCCCAUGGCUAUGCUGGGUGGCGGCGGCGGCGGUGCGGCUGGCGGCGGCGGGGCUGCUGGGGCGGCGGCUGGUGCGCCAUCGGGGUCUGCGGCCGCCGCCAGCUUGCUGCAGCCCCGUGCGUCCAGGCCGACGCCGUCAGGCAGCGACGGCGCGGCCGGCGGCGGCGGCGGCGGCGCAGGGUUAAGUGCCAACGGCAGCGGCGGCGUGCGGCUGGUCGGUGGCGGCGGCAGCGGCAGUAGGGAGGAGCGGGCGGGGUCGUCAGGGCGGCAGCAGGGCGAUGGGGCCGGCGGCAGCAUCGGCAUCAGCACCAGCAUUGCAAGGGCCGGCGCCGCCGCCGCUGCGGCGGCGAUUGGCGGGGCUGGCGGCGGCGGCGGGAGCGAUGGGGCGGUGGGGCCGCGGCUGCGGGCCGCUAGCGCUCUGGGCCAGUCGUCAUCGACAGUGACUGUGGCGAGGCGGGCAGUGGGGCCGGGUGGAGGUGGUGGUGGAGGCGGCGGUGGGUUGCCGCGCGGCGCCUCGUCGCCCGGGGAAGGCGCUAGCAGUGACGCGGAGCGUGGAGAUGUAUGAGUGUAUGGGUGUAUGUGGGCGGGGAUAGAAGUGCGGGGUUGCGGGUGCUGUGUUGUAUGUAGGCCAGGCAGAGCUGAGAGACAGGAGCGGAUGGCCUGUGCGGAGCACGUGUGGUGCAUGCGCCGGUGUGGGGCAGGGGAGGUGCGGGCCUGCGUGCGUGCGGCGAUUGGCUGAGUUCUCGUCGCGCACACAUCUGGGCCGGCAGUUGGCUAUGGACACAACUUUACGUGCAGGCGGUACAGCCUGGCUGGCGUGAGGCCCGUGUUGCACGUACGAGUACAACUGUGGACAGGUGGUGUGGCGCUGCAGCGGUGGCCUGCGCGCUGACACGCGCGUACGAUA